This is a messenger RNA of Tilletiaria anomala UBC 951, 786 nucleotides long. RefSeq names its product ribosomal protein S3Ae. The record is from RefSeq and is a predicted model, not a curated record. Gene Ontology annotation, cellular component: ribosome; cytosol. Gene Ontology annotation, molecular function: structural constituent of ribosome. The coding region runs from base 1 to 786 and encodes 261 amino acids. The transcript has 2 exons. Gene Ontology annotation, biological process: translation. NCBI's taxonomy places the organism in Eukaryota, Fungi, Basidiomycota, Exobasidiomycetes, Georgefischeriales, Tilletiariaceae.
AUGGCUGUCGGCAAGAACAAGAAGCUCGGUAAGGGCAAGGGUCUCAAGAAGAGGGCUGUCGACCCCUUCACCCGUAAGGACUGGUACGACAUCAAGGCUCCUACCUUCUUUGACAACCGUAACGUUGGAAAGACACUCGUCAACCGCAGUCAGGGUUUGAAGAACGCCAACGAUGCUCUCAAGGGCCGCAUCGUUGAGGCCUCGCUCGCUGACCUGAACAAGGACGAGGAGCAGGCUUUCCGCAAGUUCCGUCUCCGCAUCGACGAGAUCCAGGGCCGUACGUGCCUCACCAACUUCUACGGCAUGGACUUCACCUCCGACAAGCUUCGCUCGCUUGUCCGCAAGUGGCAAACCCUGAUCGAGGCCUUUUCGGACAUCCGCACGGCUGACGGCUACAUUGUCCGCAUCUUCGUCAUUGCCUUCACAAGGCGACGGGCGAACUCUGUUCGCAAGACUACCUAUGCGCAGACUGCGCAGAUCAGGGCCAUCCGCCAGAAGAUGUUCGACAUCAUCAAGCGCGAGGCAGAGCCAUGUGACAUUAAGGAGCUCGUCCAGAAGCUCAUCCCUGAGGUGAUCGGACGCGAGAUCGAGAAGGCUUGCCAGGGCAUUUACCCGCUCAAGGAUGUCUACGUCCGCAAGGUGAAGGUGAUCAAGAGGCCCAAGCAUGACCUCGGCAGGCUCAUUGAGCUGCACGGUGGUGCCGGCAACGUCGCCGGUGCUGAGGACUCGGGCGCAAAGGUCAAGAGCGCCGAGUUUGUCGAGCCGACUCCUCUCGCCUCGGUCUAA